Messenger RNA from Closterium sp. Yama58-4, 1527 nucleotides. Lineage: Eukaryota; Viridiplantae; Streptophyta; Zygnematophyceae; Desmidiales; Closteriaceae. The record is from the annotation of a GenBank genome assembly.
AUGCGCGGAGCCGCUGGCGGAACGGCGGAAACCGCAAUAGACUUGGCGGCGGAAGAUGUAAGCUACUUGGGGGAAACUGUUACAGACUUGGCGGAAACCGGCGCAAGUCACGGGCGGAAGCGCCAAGUGCGCCAAGCGGCGGAAACAUCUCUCGCAAUCUCAGCCGUUGGUUCGACUCCCUCACCUUCGCGAGCCGUGAGAGCCUCGCGAGGGUCGCGCGGCCGAGCGGCGAAGCCAGUAGUGGAGAAGCGCUUAACGCGCUUCCUUCCGCAUCCGUCGCGCGCGGUUUUGGACCGAAUUGAACGCGCCUACUUACAUCGUCUGUACUUAAUCGGCUUCGACUGGCCGCGCGCAGCCCGCGGAAAUGGCGGAGGAGCCGGUAGCGCGGGGGGAGCCGGCGGGGGCGCGAGCGGGGGAACUCUUGCGCCUGGCGCGGGUGGCGCAGGUGGCGCAGGCGAUGCUGGUCUCGCUUUGGCCCUUCCGCCUCCGCACACCCCAUUUCCCCACAACCUUCCGCCUCCGCAAUCCUCUCUGUCCCCCUCGUCCCCGCUUGGUACACCACCAAGUGCUCUCGCUAUUUCUGCUCCCUCCACUCCCGCAACUCCCACUCUCGCCAGUUCCCCCGCUCCUUCUCUCUCCUCCCCCCACACCCCCGCCUCCAACGCCCCUCCCUCCGCCUCCCCGCUCCGCCCGUGCUCCUGCAAUUUCCACGUGCUGGGCGCAACGGGUAACGUGUACACGGUUACCAUCUCCCAACAGCCGUCCUGCACGUGCCCAGACUACGGCAACGGCAACCUGUGCAAGCACGUGCUCUUUGUGCUGCUGCGCGUGCUCCGCGUGGGCGAGGAGGACCCGCGCGUGUGGCAGCGCUCAUUGCUUUCUACCGAGCUGAACGAGCUUCUGGAUAGGAUAGACGCGCUGGAAAGAAGAACACUUGCUGCUGCUGCAGAGGGCGAGGAGAUUCUAGCAAGUCCGGCUGUAAGGGAGCAGUUUGCACGCAUUGCAGGGGGGGCUUCAGGUUCUGGUGCUUUGGGCUUCACUGAUUCUGGUUCCAGGGGUGAAGGCACCAGUCAGGCUGCAGUAGGGGAGACGGACCUUAGGCCAAAGCAGCGGCCGAUCGAAGGGGACUGUCCCAUUUGUUAUGAGCCUCUGGGAGGAGAGGGAGUAGGGAAGCGUGGGGGUGGGAAGCCAGCAGAGGCGGUGGUGUUCUGCCAGCGCUGUGGCAACAACGUUCAUUCAGACUGCUUCUCGCGCUGGAAGGCUGCCAAGAGGGGUGGCAUGGUGACAUGUGUUUGGUGCAGGGCUCCGUGGGGGGAUGGGAGCACUGCGCACAGGGCUAGGGCACAUCAUGACAGGGAUUCUGACAGUGAUGAUUACGAGGAUGAGGAGGGGCCUCAAGAGUAUGUAAAUCUGUCGCAGUAUUCUGAGGCUCACAGGGGUGCAGACGCCAGCUUGGAAUCUCUGUAUCCAGACACGUACAUGUUCUUCGGUGGAGGAAGGAGGAGGCUGAGGCGACCGUGGUGUUAG